CUCAUUUGAUUCGCACUCAUUUAAUUGAGUUGAUAACAUUUCGAUUGAUGGUUCAGGGGUUCGUUCAUUGAAUCAUUUUUGAUACCAUUAUCGAGGAUGCAUGUGCGUUUAGUUUAGUAGAAUACAAAUAAUGUUUUGCAAAUAUCGACAGUGACAACCUAUACCUCAACUUGUGUAGUUUAUUAAUGCUGUGUAGUGGGUUUGUUAGGUGCGUAAUAAGCAUAAUACAAUUUUGUACAAUUUUUUUUUUAUUCACAAUGGUCGAGAUAAACGGCUGUGUGAAUUUGAAUCCGAUUCCCUCCUUUGGGUGCUUGCAGCGACCUCUACAAUUGCAGACGAGUCAAACAUUCAACUGUCAAAUAUGCGUGUUUUUUUAGUGAUGGACAAGCCAAAUCAGAAAAUUCACACAUAAACCGGGACCUUGAUAUGAAUUUUUUGUUUUCUAUGUAUAAAUACCAGAGAUAUUAACAGAAAAUUGUAAUAAAAUCCAUAUAAUUGUUGUUUAAAGUAGUUUACCAGUGAAUUUACAGCGUUUCCACAACGGAAAGGCUCGUAAAUAGUAGACAGACGCUAAGUUAUCACAAUUGCCGAACAAUAUACAAACUAUUGUUUAAGUCAAGAGAUGGGAUCGAAAAAGCACAAAAAACAUAAAUCAGAGCGGCGAGAAAGAUAUGAAGAUCAACCAUUUUGUUUGGAGAGGCCCCCAAGUUUGAAGUUGAUUCUGAAAGUUGGCACCGGGAAUAGUUCAACGCCCGAAUAUGCAAGCAGCGAAUCACCUCAGCAGUAUGGUGGCAUUCAGCCAGAAAGUUUGGGCCUUUUGAUGGACUAUCCAGAGCGACACAAGAAAUCGAAGAAGAAAAAGAAGAAAAAAGACCGUGAAAAGAAGCAUAAACAUCACAAGGAGAAACGGCGCCACCGGGACGAGUCGCGAGAUCGCACAGAGAACGAACAGGACGAAUCAAGCCAAGAGGAUUUCAGUAUAAAUGAGGAUAGUGCACAAUUUCAAAGUGACAGUACGUUGCGAUACAAUCCAGUGCUAAGCGAUAGUGCUAGCCCGGCAUCGAUAUCGGUGUCACGAACGCCACUAUUGACUUUACCAUUGAAAUCACCCAUUCUCGAUCCGUUGGCCAGUGAACAGAGCCCGAGUGUGAGUAGCGUGCGUUCGGAUAGUUUGAAAUCACCGUCAUCGACCAGUGAUAGUGGGCGCGAAGCCAGAGUUUGUGUGCUAAAAGUACGGCAAAGACCAUUGUCAAAACUUUUGAACCAUUUAUUGAGUUUGCUCGAGAAAAAAGAUACGCAACAAUUUUUCGCGUGGCCCGUUUCCGAUGACAUUGCACCCGGAUAUUCAAAUAUUAUCGCUACGCCGAUGGACUUUUUUACCAUUCGUUCGAAAAUUGAUGACAGCAAAUAUCAAACGUUGACCGAGUUCAUUGAUGACUUUAAAUUAAUUUGCACCAAUGCAAUGCGGUACAAUCAAGAGGAUACGGUGUAUCACAUUGCGGCCAAAAAACUUCUGCAUGUUGGUUUGAAAAUGCUGAAACCAGGCAAUCUUCUUCGAUUGAAACCGCUGCAAAUUUAUUUGCAAGAGCUCACAGUCACCGAAUUGGGUUUCGAUUGGUCGCAAAGCCAACACGACAAUGAUUUGCACAUGUUGGUCGAUUCGGCCGAUGAAUCAAUGUCGACCGGUGUUGACGAAGUAAAUAUUGCUCAACUCGAAGAGGAGGUUAAACGCCAGAAUAUCAGGUUGGAAAAUGAGCCAAAAUCGCGAUUCGAUCCAUUCCUUGACGAUUUAACGCCAGACGAAAUUCUCGCUCAAGUCCAAGAUGCAGCUGCUAAAGUGAAGAAAAAAAUCUCCGAACGCAAACGAUCGAAUAAAAUGGGUUUCUUAAGACAGAAAAAAGAUGGUACAACGAGCAUGAAUAUUAUAGUUGAUGUAGAAAAUUCGUGUCCCGAACGGGUCGUAUCACUUGGUGCGUUCACCGGCAAAUUGCAGAGCGGAACUGGCCAAUUGCAAAGUUUCCGGGAAGAUCGACGGAAUAAUGCAAAGAUCGUUAAACCUCUAAAUUACGGCACGUAUUGCUCAUUUGCGCCGAUUUAUGAUUCGCGAUUUGCCAAUUUGAGCAAGGAAGAAAGUGAACUGGUGCUGAACACAUACGGUGACGAAGCCAGUUCAGAGUAUGCAGCUAGUAUAAUCGAAUUCACCAAGGAUAGCCAACACGGGAGUUUCCUAGCGAAUAGCCUCUUAGACUAUCUCACAAAUGGUGAGCAUCGAAAAACAAUGGCCACGCUCACGGAGAGUUCGCGGCAAAAAUUCGAGCAUAAUGAAUUGCAGCGAACGUUCCCCAAUCCACCGGCCGAUGACGAAAACGAAAAGUUCAAAGAUGUGAAAAUCGAUUUCAACAAUCUGCGCACACUUAGCGAUUUGGGUUUGAAUGUUGAGUUCCUCGGUGGCUUGGAAGAAGAGAUAAAAACAUUCGAAAUCUAUAAAACAUUGGAGAAUCGAUUGGAAAACAAUUCCGAGUUGCUUGGACGACUGCGCCAGGUGCAAAAUGAGCGUUUGUCACAAAAUCUGCCGACACAUUUAUCGAAUAUUGCCCAUCCGAGUGAGGAUGAACUCGAGCUAGCCGCUCAAGUCACCAAUAAUUUGAAAGAAAUCGUAAAGGAUUUACCACCAUCAUCUCUCGUCACGCCGCAUGCUUUGAGAAAAGCGAUGGGACUAUCGAAUGUUGGUUUGGAGCCACUGAAUGGAUUUGAGGAAAACAAAAGUACAUCACCUACUGAUAAGUUGCCGGCAGAGACGAAUGAUGAGUCAAUAGCGAUGGAAAUCGAUGCGGACACAUCAUCGAACGAUAUACAAAAUGUGUCGAACGCUGUGUCGACAGAACCUCAGGUUGAUCUCGAAAGUGAAUUGCGGGAAUUUCUUGAAAGUGACACAACGAGCCUUGCAGCGGCUGCCGCUGACGAUGUUGGCAUCGAUCAAAUGCUUAUGGCUUAAAUCCACUAAACUUAAUUUAUUUACAAUUAAUUUUUCCCCUUUUGGUUCACAUUUUUCACCAUCUCAAUGGUUCAUGAUUGGAGGCAAUAAUGAUGAAAGCAAUCAAAGCCUAAAUUGUACACGUGUCUGUCCGACUGCCAUACGAAUAAUGUCAGACCAUUUAGUAAUAAAAUUGAUUGUGUAAAUCUGUA
Molecule: messenger RNA, 3186 nt
Organism: Sitodiplosis mosellana (orange wheat blossom midge)
Lineage: Eukaryota; Metazoa; Arthropoda; Insecta; Diptera; Cecidomyiidae
Gene: Brd7-9
Product: bromodomain-containing protein 7
Exons: 7
Coding region: 623-2995 (790 amino acids)
Biological process (GO): regulation of transcription by RNA polymerase II
Cellular component (GO): nucleus
Source: RefSeq, a predicted model, not a curated record